UCAUCAGACCCGGAGGCAGCAGCUGCAUCUUCUUCUCCUGCUCCUCUUCCCAACUGGGCAGCCGGCCACCGACCAGCCGACCCGCGGGGCGUCAUACCCGGCUCGGAAACGUGCAACAUGCCCGCAGAGCGGCUCCAGCCGGGCCCGGUGUCGGUUUUUCUACUUCUGAGGGGAUUUACGCGGACGAACGGACGGAGACUCCCGGUGGAUCCGAAGCGCAGAGAGCUGUAAAUUGGAGUAGGGGAAACUGGAAAACUUCAAAUCCGGAGCAGAUUUUGGUAUUUUGAUGAACAUGGUGUCGUGGAGGGGAUCACCCCGGGCAUCUGCUGCUGCUACCGGCUGCCGCUGCGCACCGUGACGCGCCCGGGAGCGCGGCGAGGACCCCGGCAGCUUCACCCGGAGAGUCCGGGGAGGGAAAACCAAAACAAAUUAUCACUCCUGCUUAAAAAAAAAUCUACUCCACUGUGGAGUUGGCUCGUGCGUGGUUUUAUAUCCGAGAGAUGUCACCCGUCUCUGGUCUCCGUCCUCUGGGUCGGACCGGGAUGGAUGUGGCGCAGUGAGGAGGCACCAGCCUGCGGAUAAUCAUAGUUUUGGACUUUCUGGUUCCCCGUGCGGCUCGCGGCUCUCCCUCAUGCAGCUCCUCCGGCUGGCCUGGGCUCUGACUGCCUCUGCGGUCUGCUUCCUGCUGCUCCUGAUCCUCCACAACCAGGUCCUGAGAGAAGGUCAGCUGGCGGCGGGGACCUGCGAGAUCGUCAAUCUGGACCGAGACAGCAGCCAGCCGAGGAGGACCAUCGCCCGACAGACGGCCCGCUGCGCCUGCAGGAAGGGACAGAUCGCCGGGACGGCACGAGCCCGACCGGCCUGCGUCGACGUUCGUAUCGUGUGGACCCGACAGUGGUGCGAGAUGUCGCCGUGUCUGGACGACGAAGGUUGCGAUCUCCUGGUCAAUCAGUCGGGCUGGACCUGCACGCAACCGGGAGGCCGAGUCAAGACCACCACGGUGAGAAUGCGUGACGAUCUCCUGUAUACAUCACAUCACAUUGAGAAAGUAAUGCUACCAUUUCAGACCUUGACGUCGCCUGUUUAUGUGGCAGUACAUCAUGAGAUGGAACCUAUUUUGGUUUGAAUAUUCAAGCAAUAGUUGACGAUAGGUCGAUUAUAUCACAGCCAUGUUUUUUCAUCACAGGGUAGCGUCUCUUUGGUUUCAUUAAUUGACCAUAUCCAUCAUUUGUUUGUUGCCAUCUAUUAUGCAACCAGUGAGAAAAUGUCCAGCGUCAGUCGGAUGACCAUGAUAUCAGGUUGUUAUCAAAGGUUUGUCUCUAUUUGAGAGGUGGAGGUGUGUCGCUCGGCGCGGUGAGGACGAUGUUGCUCCUCUUUCUCCAGUCUCUGAGUUUUGGUUGCCAACAGUUCUGAAGAGGAGUUUCACACUUGUGGCCACUUACGGUCAAAGUGUCUCUGGUGUCGAGAUCAGAUGUGGUUUCUGAACGGUGGUGCUGGAGGCAGCGGUUUGCGUGUUUCUGCUGCCAUCGUGCUUGUUUACACGUCUUGGUCAACUUUGUCAAACACACAUCUUUUACUAUCGUAUUCUCAGGCGCGUAGUGAUACUAAAAGGGCAAAAGUAAUUUGCAGUAGUAUGUGGGGAUUAUAUAACGGCUGUGGACCAAUCAGAUCGCUCGAUUUGAGCGACCCAUUUUAUAACAGCCCCUUAAAAAUACUGUUUAUUAAAAUGUAAAAUAACUCAUACUUUCAGUCGAUCCCCCUUAGUGUGAGUGAAUAAACAGAUUGCUAGGAAAAGAAGGAAAAUGGAAGCUCUCUUUACAGUCCACUAAAAAUAAAGCAAGCAGGCAAAGAAGCUGCGACUCUCUUCAUCUCUCUCCACUUUGUUUCAGUGCCAAGCAGCAGCUACACAACUAAAAGCGCUGUGCAGUAUUCUUUACAACAGCUAAGCGAUAUGUGUGUCGGACAACUUUUUAGUUGUUUUUGCUAUUGUUCUGUAGAUAAAUAAAGCGUGGCAGAGGGGGAUCUAUGAGAAAAAAGUACUUCUACCCCGGGCUGUUCUUUGUAUAUCUCACUAAAUCAGUUUGUGUGUAGUCCACAUCACCCCGGACCAGGAAGUAAGACCUCAAAAACCCAGACGGGGCGUUGAGGUUGAUGAGUCAAAUGAAAACUGGUAUUUCACUCAGGACACUGUUCGUGAUGCGUGUGAAGCAAAAAGACAAUGUUGAUUUAUUUGUCACUUAACUUCAGGAAUUAGUUUAACACCAUUUAUUUUAACCCACAAACGUGAUCUUUUCCUGAACCUAACCAAGUAGUUUCCUGU
Anarrhichthys ocellatus (wolf-eel) is the source of this 2320-nucleotide messenger RNA. RefSeq names its product chemokine-like protein TAFA-5. NCBI's taxonomy places the organism in Eukaryota, Metazoa, Chordata, Actinopteri, Perciformes, Anarhichadidae. Gene Ontology annotation, molecular function: G protein-coupled receptor binding; receptor ligand activity. The transcript is spliced from 3 exons. Gene Ontology annotation, biological process: G protein-coupled receptor signaling pathway. The coding region runs from base 632 to 1126 and encodes 164 amino acids. The record is from RefSeq and is a predicted model, not a curated record.